This is a messenger RNA of Chelonoidis abingdonii (Abingdon island giant tortoise), 1846 nucleotides long. RefSeq names its product ankyrin repeat and SOCS box containing 10 (gene ASB10). Gene Ontology annotation, molecular function: protein binding. The record is from RefSeq and is a predicted model, not a curated record. Gene Ontology annotation, biological process: intracellular signal transduction. NCBI's taxonomy places the organism in Eukaryota, Metazoa, Chordata, Testudines, Testudinidae. Gene Ontology annotation, cellular component: cytoplasm.
CAUCUGGGAGCAGCCCAGCAAGGACACGCCACUGAGCCAGGAGCUCUGGGGCUGCAGCAGCAGCAGCCAACUGCCACUUUAUAAAACCAAGGCUCACCCUGUGCGUCUCCUCCCCAUGACAGGCUACCACUGCCCCUUUAGCUCUGCACUGCAGCCGGACGAGGAGCUGGUGGGCAGGUGGACACACACCAGGCACAUGGACCAAGGCCUGGCGGCCCCAACGCCCAGGGACUGGGGAUUCCGCAGCAGCCGCAUGGAGCCGAUCGAGUGCAGAGAUGUGUUGGUGCAGAAUGCACUCUUCACCGGGGACCUGGAGGCGGUGCGGAAGCAUUUCACCGACAGCGCUGCCGUCAACCUCAUCAUUGAAUCCAAGGGUGACGAGCUCCGGUGGACCAGCUGGAAACUUGGACUGUGGUCGCUGACCUACGAGCAGGAGCUCACCAGCCCGCUCCACAUCACGGCUGGGCGCGGCUACUUGGACUGCCUCAGGCACCUGCUGCUGAGGGGAGCUGCCGUGGACUUCGCACCUGGUGGCAAGACAGCUCUGCACGAGGCCUGUGCGGCGGCCAGAACGGACUGCGUGCGCCUGCUGCUGUCCUUCGGGGCUGACCCCAAGACUGUCUCUGAGGCUGGCUACCAGCCCCUGCACCUCUGCAAGAGCCCAGCCUCCAUCCAGUGUGCGCAGCUGCUGCUGCAGUAUGGUGCCAGCGUGAACAGCCAGACGGAGGAGGAAGAGGACACAGCGCUGCAUGUGGCGGCACGGUUCGGCCUGGAAGAGCAUGUCCAGCUGUACCUGCGCCAUGGAGCGGGGCUGGAGGACAAGAACGAGGAGGGUCAGACUCCUUUGAAUGCCGCCUGUGCCCAGGCGCACCCACCCGAGGACAUGGAGCGCUACUAUCGCGUCUGCCAGCAGCUGGUGCAGAGCGGUGCCAACAUCGAUGCUGCGGACCGGGACCGGCAGCGCCCACUGCACCAGGCCUGCAAGAAUGCCAGCGCCCGUGUGGUGGAGCUGCUGCUGGCCCACGGCGCCAGUGUCAACAUCAUGAGCUACAGCGGCAACACGGCCAUGCACAACAUCUUGCAGGUGGCCGCCUAUAAGCUGGGGCACCAUCCAGAGCUCGUGGUGCGGGCGCUGCUCAACCACGGCUCCAUACGCAUCUGGCCCGGGGCCCUCAUCAAGGUGUUGCGCUACUGCUGCUCCUCGCCUCGCACCAUCGAGGUGCUGAUCAACAGCUAUGACCGUGUGCGGGUCACUGACGAGUGGGCAGAGGCUGUCCCAGCUGAGAUCAUGCAGAAGCACCCAGAUUUCUACGAGUCACUCUUCUCCCUGGGGCAGAGGCCCCGCUCCCUGCAGCACCUGGCCCGCUGUGCACUCAGGAGCUACCUGGAGGGUCGGCUGCUGCAGGUCUUGCCUGAGCUGCACCUGCCAUCUUCCCUGCACCAGUUUCUGCUGCUCAGCUUCGAGGACAUUCUCUACUAGGGGCCUGGAGCCUGGAUUGAGCCACCUCUAAAUCCUUUUCUUUAUUUGCUUUGAAUUCUUGUGCCCUGCCCUGCCUGUGAAAGCCCUGCCUUGCCCUCCCCCCUCAUACCAGCCAAAGCCAGCCCUUCUGUGCCCAUUUCCACCCAUGCCAGCCUGGGCCCUAGUCUGCACUUUGUUCUCCCAGCUCAGACUCCCUCUGCCCACACCAACCCUCCCCAUCCCGUGCCAGCUGGCUCUAUUGCUGUAGCCUAUGAUGGGGUCCUGCCUUUCGUGGGGCCACUGCGCUGGCCCUGCUUUGUAUUAUGGAGAUUUGGGAAUAAAUCCUGGUGUUUGUAUGCCCUGGUUGGCACGUGUCAGUCCUUGUCA